GGCCGCCUGCCCGGCAUGAAGACCAAGUUCUGCAACGGGGGCGAGGCGGAGCCCUCGCCUCUCGGGCUGCUGCUGAGCUGCGGCAGCGGCAGCGCGGCCCCGGCGCCCGGCGCGGGGCAGCAACGCGACGCCGCCAGUGACCGCGAGCCCAAGCAGCUGGGCGGGCGGCAGCCGCCGCUCGCGCUGCCCCCGCCGCCCCCGCCGCCGCCACCGGCGGACGACCAGCCCGAGCCCCGGACGCGGCGCAGGGCCUAUCUGUGGUGCAAGGAGUUCCUGCCCGGCGCCUGGCGGGGCCUUCGUGAGGACCAGUUCCACAUCAGUGUUAUCAGAGGUGGCCUCAGCAACAUGUUGUUCCAGUGCUCCUUGCCCGACACCCUGGCCUCCGUCGGAGACGAGCCUCGGAAGGUGCUCCUGCGGCUGUACGGGGCGAUCCUGAAGAUGCGGUCCUGUAAUAAGGAGGGAUCCGAACAAGCUCAGAAAGACAGUGAAUUUCAAGGUGCCGAGGCCAUGGUCCUGGAGAGCGUCAUGUUUGCCAUUCUCGCCGAGAGGUCGCUGGGGCCGAAGCUCUUCGGCAUUUUCCCCCAAGGCCGCCUGGAGCAGUUCAUCCCGAGCCGGCGAUUAGACACUGAAGAAUUAAGUUUGCCAGAUAUUUCUGCAGAAAUAGCUGAGAAAAUGGCCAGAUUUCAUGGUAUGAAAAUGCCAUUCAAUAAGGAACCAAAAUGGCUCUUUGGAACAAUGGAAAAAUACCUGAAUCAAGUGCUGAGAAUUAGGUUUACGGGGGAGUCCAAAGCGAAGCAGCUGCACAGGUUCCUCAGCUACAACCUGCCUUUGGAGCUGGAAAACCUGAGGUCAUUGCUUGAAUCCACUCCAUCGCCCGUCGUGUUCUGUCACAAUGACUGUCAGGAAGGUAACAUCUUACUGCUGGAUGGCAGGGAGAAUUCCGAAAAACAGAAACUCAUGCUCAUCGAUUUUGAAUACAGCAGUUACAACUAUAGGGGAUUCGACGUUGGGAAUCAUUUCUGUGAAUGGAUGUAUGAUUAUAAUUAUGAAAAGUAUCCUUUUUUCAGAGCAAACAUCCUGAAGUACCCUACCAGGAAGCAACAGCUCCAUUUUAUUUCCAAUUACUUGGCUGCAUUCCAAAAUGAAUUUGAAAACCUCAGUAAUGAAGAAAAGUCUGUUAUAGAAGAAGAAAUGCUGCUUGAAGUCAAUAGGAGUACGCCCAAGCCAGGUUCGAUGCCUACUUUGACCAGAAGAGGAGGCUCGGGGUGUGACCAUGUGCGGCCUUCCUGCCUGCAUCCCUGGAUGGCGUCGGGGUGGCCGAGCCCGCGGCGCCUCUGUGCUCUGACCACUGUACCCGCGGCCGGAAGGCUCAGACGUCGCGCCGCCCAACACAGAUGUGUAUGAUACGAAAGACUGUAUUAAAAUUGAGUAACAUUUAUUUCUUAUCUCGUUUACGACCUCACUAGGACUCUGAGAUUGGGAAGCAGAAUUAUAGUACACUAGUGCAAUAGUGCAAGAUCUCAGACCCCUCUCAUCUAGAGAAGACGUUUCUGUCGCAGGUGCCUUUUGUGGUUAAUGUUGAUCUUUACCCGGUGUGAAUGGCUGUGCUGGCGGACAGCGCUGAGUGGGCCCUGUGAUGGGCGUGCAGACACUGCUCGCUCCCGAGGGGGCGGUGACACUGUGACCAUGCUCCUUGGCUUGACUGCCCCCCGACGGCGCGGGGGGCGCGGGGGCCGUGAGGAACGUGGCUACCUGCUUCCUGUCGUCCGAACUUCCCUCCGCCGGUGAGUCUCACCCCAACUGGAUGUGCCCCGCCCCAUGCCCUCUAACAAAGUGCUUUAUUAACCCUGGCUUCGGGGCGGGUAGCGGGCCAUGGCCACUGAGGGCCACGUGGACACACCUGUCCCCCCACCUGCUCUCUGCCCCCGGCUCCCACCCCCCCUGCUCAGCCUGGAGCUGGGGCUGCUCCGGCAGGGCUGGCCCCCCACCCCCAGGCCUGGUCCUGCCCCGUGCCCUCGGAAACCUCCUGCCACCCCGGUGCUGGGGCCUUGGCGUGCCUGCGCCCGCUGCCCGUUCAUGUGGUCAUCGUGCGGCCAUCCCAGUGGGAGACCACAGCCCGUGGGUGGAGUCUGGGGCAUGGAUAGAGUAUAGCUGUGAAGUCCAUGUAUAUUAAAUGUCCUUUGGGAUAAAUCCUUUUGUUUUUUACUCUGAACUCUUAUUUGAAUUGUUUUUUUGUGCAUACAUUCCCGCUACCACAAAGAUUGUACUAUACAAACAAUAAAAAGUAUAAAAGCCUA
Molecule: messenger RNA, 2297 nt
Organism: Dama dama (fallow deer)
Lineage: Eukaryota; Metazoa; Chordata; Mammalia; Artiodactyla; Cervidae
Gene: CHKA
Product: choline kinase alpha
Exons: 11
Coding region: 16-1404 (462 amino acids)
Biological process (GO): phosphatidylethanolamine biosynthetic process; CDP-choline pathway
Cellular component (GO): cytoplasm
Molecular function (GO): ethanolamine kinase activity; choline kinase activity
Source: RefSeq, a predicted model, not a curated record